This is a messenger RNA of Juglans microcarpa x Juglans regia, 522 nucleotides long. Its product is annotated as RING-H2 finger protein ATL52-like. Lineage: Eukaryota; Viridiplantae; Streptophyta; Magnoliopsida; Fagales; Juglandaceae. The record is from RefSeq and is a predicted model, not a curated record. Gene Ontology annotation, biological process: protein ubiquitination. The transcript has a single exon. Bases 1 to 522 code for a protein of 173 amino acids.
AUGGCUGUGAACCUCAACCACUGCCUAGCCUUGCAUGUCAAGAGUUCUCCAAGUUCUUUCAGCUCUUCCAACUUGGUAUCAACAAUACAAAUCAUGAACUCGAUCUACUACGCAAUUAUUCCCAUGGUAUCUAUAGUUGUUGCGCUCGUAAUUUACGGUCUUGCUCUGUAUAGAUGGCGUGCUUACAAUCGCUUACUACAUCCUGCAACGACGAGCAGGCAUGACAAGGAAAAAGCCUUUGGUUCCAAGAGACUGAACCCCUUUUUGGCUUCUACGUUCAAGUACAAGAAAGGGACUGCAAAUACUUCUAAAACUGACAGUGCUUUGUGCUUGACUAACUUUGAAGAUGAUGAACAUAUUCAUCAGCUUCCAAGGUGCAAGCACUCCUUCCAUGCACCGUGUAUUGACAUGUGGCUCUUUUCUCACUCCAACUGCCCACUCUGCCGCACUCCCGUCGACAGACUAAGUAAACAACCGGAGGAGAACUCCUCCCGGGAAGUCCUAGUUAGCAUUGGCACUUAA